This is a messenger RNA of Arthroderma uncinatum, 2961 nucleotides long. RefSeq lists its product as uncharacterized. The record is from RefSeq and is a predicted model, not a curated record. The transcript has 2 exons. Lineage: Eukaryota; Fungi; Ascomycota; Eurotiomycetes; Onygenales; Arthrodermataceae. The coding region runs from base 1 to 2961 and encodes 986 amino acids.
AUGGUUACCUAUGUGCGGCGCGACGGCCAGCGUCCAGCCAGCGUCUCGUUCCCCCCGCUGCCGUCGUCGUCGUCGUCGCCGUCGCCCGAGCAGUCGCAGAGACACAUAUCACAGCCCAGCAGCGCUGCCCAACUGCCCGCUACGUUCCACAGCUCGACGCUGACCGAGGGCAUCUUCGAGUCUGGCAUCUGGACGGCCGAGCCUGACCUGAACUCCGCGUUCGUGAGCGGGAAAUGGUUCUCAGAGGAGAAGAUAUACUAUCCGGGAAAAACAGUACCACCGUCGCCCGAGGAGAAAAUAGUAGUGACGGAAUACGAACUGAGGGACAACUGGAUUGCAAACGAGGGCUACCAUUCGAAUGCGUCGCCCAUGUAUGGGAACACUCAGAGCCUGCCGGGGAGCGGUCGAGCUGAGCAGUCGGCGGAGACCACAGGCCACAGCAGCCGCUCGUCGUCGACCUGGAGAUGGACGCUGGGGGGGAAAGCCUCGCCGUCAGAUAGCAUGAAGGGAGACGGCGGAUACUCGCCUGGAGGAGGCUUUGGGAGGUCGUCCAAGGCAUCGCCGGAGAGCUUUGCGGCGGCCGAGUCUCGCGGUUUCUUUCGAGACUCGAGGGCCGAGGGCAGCUCGUCCAGGAGGCAGCAGGGCCAGGAGGUGCUCGAGGUCCCUUCGUCCAAGGGGUCAAAGACGAGGCUGAAUCUGCUGAAUCCCAUGGCCCUCCUGGCUCGUCGACGGUCUGCGCAGCCGGUCAGCCCGCGGCCGGAAGAUAUCAGCAUCAGCAAGCUGACCGUCCCUGCUCUUCCGGACGACUACGACCCCAGGAUACAAAAGCGGCAUGAACGCCCGUACGAAAGACCGCCGUCCAUCCCGGCGAGCCAAAGCAAAUCACCGCCUUCUACCCUACGAUACAAACCUCCGUCAGUGCGAGACCCCUCGUUUACCCCCCUUGGCCUUCCAAGGCAUCUUACAAGCAGUGCAUCCCGGUUCAGCUUCGACCUGGCUGGCGGCGCAUCGUCCUCACAGGAGAGGCUCAUGGAAGAAAAGCACAAGGAGAAAGAAGCUGCAAAGAGAGCUCAGGGGAGUGAAAGGAGAAGUGAAUUCGAUGCUGACUCUGACGAAUUCGAUUAUGAUGCAAUGAUGGACGACGACGGGCUGGAAGAGAGGAUACCUGGCGUCAACGCUGACGCUGAAUCUAUCAUGGACGGCUCUGAUGACGGAAUACCAACUGGCCUGCAGCCAACUAUGCGGAAUAACAUGAAUACAUAUGUUCCCACUCUCCCCACCGUGAUACCUAGUCCUAUAAGUCCCCAUGGCGGAGAGUCACUUAAUCAACAGUCUCCAGUUGUAGCCCAGCAGUCACCCGGUAGCCUUUUACCCCCUUCGACGGGUAAUGGCACUCCUCUACCUUCUCAACUUGACGUACCCUCGAGACCAUCGGAUAUUCCCACGUAUAAUAAUAGUGACGGCCCUGUCCCCGUGGCACUGGUGAAUCCAGGUCUACCGGUCUCUAUGCGAACUAACCAGCAUAUCUCCAAGUCAAGGAAUGACGAUGAUGACAUGUAUUACGACGAUGGCCUAUUUGGCGAGCUUCCAGCCGAGAUGCAAGAUUCUACAUUUGAUGAAUCCAUAUUUGACGAUGAGACAAGCUACUUAUAUGACAGGAAGAGGCUUGCGGCGCAACCGCCCAAGUCAUUGUUCGAGGAUAUCACUCCUAACUGUGGUUUACAGACUCAAAUAGCAAAGGACAACGGCCAGCCCCGGGAUGACUUUAUUGCUGACGAACCUCUAAGCCAUGGCCAUCCACGACCGGAGGAUGCCAGUAGGACGAUACAGACUCAGGCAUCAGAGAAACCCCAGUCUCAGGGAUUGACCGAGGGAAACCUGGAAGCAUACCACAGUGCCCUAGCCCAGGCUGCUAAUGAUGCGGCUCGGAAAGGAAGAUUUGAACGGAACGCAAGUCUAAGUGAAACCUCUCUGCCGGAGGGAGAGUCUCAAACUGAUCCAUGCUUGACAGCAGACGAGAGCAGAAUGAGCCAGACAGUUGACACAGUUGGCAUGGAAGAGUCAUUUGACGACUUUGAAUACUACGACGGAGAUGCACUAGACGAUGACCCGAUCAUCGCCGAGGCCAAUGCAGAUGUUUUAGAGAAUGACGAUGAAGGAUUCUACGGCCAGGAGUUCGGAUUCUAUGCCCACUCGACCGAGAACGACAACACAGAGCGUGUCUACGGUGGCUACUUUGGCGUUAGAGGAGCAGAAGGCGUAAUUCGAAAUCACAGCGGGCGAAAGAACUUUAGAGAACCAAGUCUCACUCCCAUCACCGAGCGGAGUGAAUGGAGCACACGCAAUUCAAUCGUCUCCGUCGCUACUCAUGUGGGCCAUUCAAGUCAGGUCUCCAAUCCCCCUCUUGCUCAGCUUGUCGGUAUGGAAGGCUUGGAGGACGAUAUAUCACUCAGUGCUUUGAUGAAACUCCGCCGCGGAGCCUGGGGUGGAAGCAAUGGAAGUCUACGCAGCAGUGCCGCCAGCCAGGGCACAACGUCUCCUUCUGUCACUCACCAAUCGAACCUUAACCAUGGAAACUUGAACUAUUACGAUACAGGCUCCCCAAUCCAAGUGAACAGUCUAUUCAAUAACGGCUCUGAGCUGAAUAGCCCUAUCCAGCAUGAAAGAGAAUGCAUUCCCACCGACACAAGGUUCAGGGGUGACCUAGCGUCUAUCAGGAGACAUUCUGACGGUAUUCACUCUCCACCUUCCUGGGAUUCCACCAAUAGGAACUCCCUGAGGUUUACUGAAGACGACAAGUCGCAAGUUACGACGAGCAACGGAGCAGGCGAGCGCAUCAGCUACGUUAGAAGCACAGACGAGUCCGGCUCGCAGUAUUGGGUUCUCGAACGGCGGCGGACAGGCGACGGCGGAGAGUCUGAGCUACUUGAAAGGGAGACAAUGAGGCAUGGCCGAAUAUAA